UAGACGGAAGUGAAUUAGACAUAGUAUAAGCUGCGAUUUUGUUUUCUUUUCCGACCUUCCUCUACGCGUCUACGGUCAGAGUGGUGGAAAAAGUGAUAGUGGAAAAAACUGUUCAUUCCGUAUUGGUAUGCCAAAGAAUGUAUUUGGUAGUGAUUUUAGUCUUGGCCGCAACGCGUGCCUCACAAAGUACCUCAAUUAGUGUGGAAAAUGAUCUUUUGCAUUUCUCCUACGAGCUGGAACAGCAGUUGGACACCAGUUUUAAGCCUUGUGAUGAUUUUUAUGGCUAUGUCUGCACACGGAAUGCAAAUCUCAAUCAGACGGUGCAACAGCAACGUUUUCAGCAUUUUCUCAAAGUGGCCAACGAUGAGCAAUUAUUGGAUGUGGAAUUGCAAUUGAUAAAUUUCUACAAGUCCUGCGAAUCGAAUCGUGGCAUAGAUGCCCUAAAGAUAUCACAAUUGUAUAGACAGAGUGGCGGUUGGCCAGCUCUUGAAGCUGGUGCCAAAUCUCAGAACCGAAGUCAAGAGCUGGCCAAAAAUAAUCAGACAUUGACUUGGCUUACAUUACUGGGUCAUUUCCAUGAGAUGGGAUCGCCAUAUUUCUUUGAAACAGUCGUCACCAUGAAGUCCAAUAAGCGUCUAGUGACCAUUCAACCGGACACAAGUCGUCGCCAAACAAUGCGUAAAUUUGAGCAACGUGUAAGCGAACUACUCCAAGAAUUUGGUAUUGAACAAAGUCGGGCCCAUGUGGCGGCCCUUGAAGUGCUUAGCUUUGAGCGAAGUCGACGUGAGAUUAUCAAGAGCGAGUAUAUAGACGACCAGGUGCAGUUUAACUAUGGCAAUUUUAAGCGUGGUCCUUUGUCAAAUGUUACGCUCGGACGACUUGACUGGGAUGGCUAUUUCAGGAGACUUUUGGGCGGCAAAGUGCCUCAAUCGAAUGAUAUAAUUGUGAUUAAGCAACUGCCCAGAUUGAUGGACUAUUUUCUAUUGCUGCAGAAUACUACUAUGCAUAGAUUACUCAACUGGAUGUGGACAGAUUAUCUAAUGGAUAUAACUUCAUCCAAUUGCCAGGAACUGGCUGAAACCUACAUGGGCGAUGUCUAUGCGCAUGUGGUGCAACGUGUGAGUGCCGAUCGCGUAGAGUUGGCUGAAAUGUAUUCGGCCAUUGGUAAAUCUUACAGAGGACACUUUUCUGGUACCAACAAUGGUACCGUGUGGAUUGAUGAGCUAUCCCAGCAAUGCUCUCAGCAGUUUCUUGGACGUGUAAUGCAUUUGACCUUGGAUGGAGAUGAGGGUCUGGACGCAGCCUAUAGGGAACUUAUAUUGGGACGUCGCAGUUUCUAUCGUAAUUUGGAGAAACUGAAGCGAUUUCAACGCAAACGUCAGCCUCCACCUCAACCGGCCACAGAGCAAUUGCGACAAUAUGCCCAGGUCUUUGAUGCCGUCAAUGCUGUUCUGGGGAAACAGAACUUGAGUACUCCGCUCAACUAUUUGCUGGUGGGAGAGUAUUUUGCCCGCAAUCUGGUGGCCGCCGGCAGUAGCAGUCGUACUCCAGGUGCCUGGCGUAGCAUGGAUACAGACAAAGAGUUUACUCUCUUUAAGGAUUGCAGUGGAAUCACAAGUGCUAGUCAAGUGAAUUCGAAUGAUUUACUACUCGGCCUAUUGGCACAUCGUGAAAGUUGGUCUAGCUACAUGAAAUGGCUAAGUCAACCUAUGGGAUCUCAACUGCAAAGACGUCUGGAUUCGUUGCUUAAUGUGGGACGGCUUAAGUUGUCGCUUAAACGUCUUUACUUCAUUGGAAAUCAAUUGAUCGACUGUCGCUAUAGACUUAGUGCAGUGCAGCAAGAACGCCGAAGGCAACUAAGUCAUGCCAUUCUAAGGCAUACGCCGGAAUUUAGUGAAAUAUUCAAUUGCCGUGCCGGAGAUGCUCUCUACGGACAUGCAACACAGAAUUGUAAUGUAUUCUAAGGGUUAAAGGAGAGAAUAAACUAAAAUUAGAUUUCAGUUAA
Messenger RNA from Drosophila willistoni, 2005 nucleotides. RefSeq lists its product as uncharacterized. The transcript has 2 exons. Gene Ontology annotation, cellular component: plasma membrane. Gene Ontology annotation, molecular function: metalloendopeptidase activity. The record is from RefSeq and is a predicted model, not a curated record. Gene Ontology annotation, biological process: protein processing. The coding region runs from base 138 to 1964 and encodes 608 amino acids. Lineage: Eukaryota; Metazoa; Arthropoda; Insecta; Diptera; Drosophilidae.